This is a messenger RNA of Rotaria sordida, 831 nucleotides long. Lineage: Eukaryota; Metazoa; Rotifera; Eurotatoria; Philodinida; Philodinidae. The record is from the annotation of a GenBank genome assembly.
AUGGGAUUAGUUGUGAAAAAGCCAUGUCUGCAAUUGUUGUCAUCGAAAAAUCAAUCAGCAACCACAAACAUAAAACGAACAUCAUCUAUUAUUAUAAUGACUAGCAAACAGACUGAAGAACAGCUUAUGUCAAGUCGAUCAGACAUUAUAUCUUCUAAUUAUGGCGAAAUUGAUAAAAAAAGAAAUUAUCAUUCUCCACUUAAAAGUCCGGAACUUAUACGAUCUCCUUCUCGACGUUUAGCACGUUCAGCAAUAACAAUUUGCUGUACAAAUUGUAAAAUUCCAUUAUUAACCGAUGUUAAUCAACAUGAAACAUUAAAUAAAUCGCGUGCUUCGAGUACAUUUCAAUCUGAACGUUUAUGUCAAGAAUGUAAUGAAGAAAAAGCACAAAAUGGACGUAAACCUCCCAGUCGUUUAUUAAAAUCAGCUUCUGUUAAUUGGUCUAAUAUGGUUGGAAAAAUUGGAACAUGGUUUGAAAAGGCACGAACACCAGAUCAAAAAGUUGUCUACAAUUUUUUGGAGCAAAUUAAUAAUGAACAAACCGAAAAAACAACAGAAGCAACAAAUGCAAAAAAUCUUGAUGAUGUACUUAAUAGUUUAAAAAAAUAUCAAACACGUUUUAAUUCACCUCGUCCUCGAAAUAAAUUUACACGUGAAUUUGAAUCAUCAAGUUGGCGUGUUAUGCGUCAUCCAACAAUAUCUUAUCAAUUUAGUCGUUAUAAUGCUGCUUAUGGUGAUGAAGCUUCACGUGAUUUAUAUCUUGGUUCAAUAUAUGCACAAACAAAUCCAAGAAUUCGUUCUACUUUUUUAAUACAUCCAAAUUGGGUUUAA